This is a messenger RNA of Punctularia strigosozonata HHB-11173 SS5, 2123 nucleotides long. Its product is annotated as DUF185-domain-containing protein. Gene Ontology annotation, cellular component: mitochondrion. Lineage: Eukaryota; Fungi; Basidiomycota; Agaricomycetes; Corticiales; Punctulariaceae. The transcript has 3 exons. The annotation marks the transcript as partial. The record is from RefSeq and is a predicted model, not a curated record. Gene Ontology annotation, molecular function: protein-arginine omega-N symmetric methyltransferase activity.
CAUGCUCUCGCGGGGCGCGUUGGUGGCCCGUGUCUCUCUCGCCUUCCACAUUGCCAGACACUGCCGAGCCCGGGUAGCUGGAUUCCGCACCUCCACAAAUGCACUCCGAGACGGACGCGCUCAGGACAAGUUCAACUACAACCCGAACGUGUUCGAGCCGGUGACCAACCCCGAACAUGUGAACUAUCGGCGCGUUACCGCCAAUGACCUCGAAAGCUCGCGCGAGCCGCCAACGGAAGUUCGCAUGCUCGUCCGGGACUUCAUCGAGGACUCGCUGUACAACCCGCACUACGGCUACUUCCCGAAACAAGCCCAGAUAUUUACCUAUGCCGAGGAUGCUUUCAACUUCGGCCCAAUGAAGAACGCGGUGGAAUUCCAACAAGAGGUCGCCCGGCGGUACGAGAGCUAUGGCGCCGAUGAGGACGGACCCGGGAGGCAGAUAUGGCAUACUCCGACGGAGUUGUUCAAGCCAUGGUAUGGUCAAGCCAUCGCACAAUGUCUGGUGUCCGAAUAUUUGCUCAAGUACUUCCCGUACGAAGAUUUCGUGAUUUACGAGAUUGGCGCUGGAAAUGGCACGUUAGCUCUCAACAUCCUUGACUUCAUCCGCGACGAGUAUCCGGAAGUCUAUGACCGCACCCGGUACCACAUCAUAGAGAUCAGCGGGAGUUUAGCCAAGAUACAGGAGGAAAGACUUUGUGCCGUUCAUCCGACAGUACAAAUAGCCCACAAAAGCAUCUUUCAUUGGGACACGCGAGAACCGUCGCCAUGUUUCUUCAUAGCGAUGGAAGUUGUCGACAAUUUUGCUCACGAUAUGAUACGCUAUGACCUCCGUACCCUAGAGCCUUACCAGGGCUUUGUCGCGAUCGACGAAAACGGGGACUUUUCAACGCACUUCACCCGCGUCACCGACCCACUAAUAACCUCCUUCAUCCAACUACGAAGACGACUUUCGCAUCCCCCUCCGAUACCGCGUCUCCUCAAGGCAUCCAAAACAUUCCGUAACAUUUACACCAACCUCCCGUUCGCGCCUAACCUGUCCGCGCCGGAGUACAUCCCGACGCGGCUCCUGAGUCUGUUACUUACGCUGCGCGAUCACUUCCCGCGACAUCGCCUCCUCCUCUCGGACUUCUCGUCCUUGCCCGAUACCACCCCCGGCGUCAACGCCCCGGUCGUACAGACGCGGUAUCGGAACGAAACCGUCCCAUGUGGAACCGUCCUCGUCAAGCAGGGUUACUUCGACAUCUUCUUCCCUACCAACUUCGAGCACCUCCGGGACAUGUACGAACAUAUCCUGUCCGAACCGCGUGAACCGAAAACUCCAGACGCGGACCUACCGAUCCCUCGGUUGUCUCCUCUUAGCAGCAGCAUGACGCCGUUAUCGGUCGGCUCCGACUUCUUCUCGUCCUAUCACCCCCACAACAGGCGCACGCCCGUCGACGGCAUCGUGAGCGCGAGCGGCCUCCCGAUCGGCGAGCGUAAAUCCAGCGUGUUCACGCACGCCGAGUUCAUGGAGACGUACGCGGACCUGUCCAAGACCCGGUUGCACAACGGCGAGAAUCCGCUCCUUGACUUCUACCAGAACGUCAAGUUCCUGUUCUAGAGGCAGGUACCUCCGUGGGCGCUACUGCACCACCCCUCGCCACGAUGCUAUGCCUUUCGUACGAUGUACAGGUAAUAAUGGAAGGCAUCGCCGAUCUGCCGAAUCUCAAGCGUCGUGCCCGGACGGUUGAGGUAUCUCCGACGGAAAUGGGGCUGCCCGAAGGUUAGGUAGAGGAAGACGCCACCAGGACGAAGGACCCUGCAGCCGGUAUCACGUUAGCCCGCUAUGUCGCGUGAACUGGCUGCACCUACCUCAAGACUUCGUCCACCUCUGCGUUGCAGUCGCUGACCACUUGCUCCGGGGGGUCCUAAUGGGAACGAGAGCGUUCAGUCGCGUGGGAUGCAUGGAAAGCUGUGGAUAACAUACCCAUACGUCUCCUUUCGAAGUCAUCAUGGCGUCCAUCGUGCCUAGAUACCGCCGGUCACGUUUUGGAUGUUAUGCGAGCAUCCCUAUAUCAGACAUACCUUUAUCUAUAGCUAUAUCAAAACUGGCGUCGGGGAACUCCAGGUGUCGCACAUCCAUC